CAUUGCAAACUUUGCUAAUUUUACGCACAUCAUUCUCGACAUGAGUAAGGAAAUUCUGGAGAAUUCUGUUGAGAGCACCCAACCCAACUUCGAAAAAGCAACGCUUUGGUUUGACAGUAUGACGGUCUACAUCGACAUCCUCGAGAAGGUCCAAAAGGACAUGGCCGAUGAGAUCCUGGAUCGGCUCGAGAAGGAACUCGAAGAUGACACGGAAAACAUCGCCGUCAGCAUCUUCCUUGUCCUAGUCGUCAUCAUCAUAUGCCCACUCACCCUCCGUGCCAUCUGGUCGUUGACCACGGUAUUACAGAACUACGCCCUGACACUGGCCGCACAGACCAAGGAGUUGAACAAGGAGAAGAAGCGAUCAACCUACCUCCUCAAUGCGAUGUUGCCGCCGUCGGUGGCGCUACGGUUGAUGAACACGGAAGGCGUGAACGGUGAACUCUACGAGUCCGCCUCAGUCAUGUUUGCCGACAUCGCCGGGUUCAGUCGGCUCUGUGGACUAAGUGCUCCGAUGGAGGUUGUCGAAAUGCUGAAUGGAUUAUAUUUGCUAUUUGAUUCUCGAAUUGAACUCUACGAUGUAUACAAAGUUGAAACCGUCAACGAAACGUACAUGCUCGCAUCAGGUGUUCCAGAGCGCUAUGAUCGACAUGUUUGUGAGAUUGCCACCGCGACCCUUGACCUCAGACAUCAUGUGAACAUCCUAGAGGUUCCUCACAAACCUCACAUGAAGAUCAGAGUUCGCUUCGGAAUACACAUGGGCUCAUUGGUUGCUGGAGUGGUAGGUUUGAAGAUGCCUCGAUAUUGUCUCUUUGGAGACACAGUCAACACAGCUUCUAGGAUGCAGACUACUGGACUCCCUGGACAGAUCCAUGUGAGUCACAAGACAUACAUGGGAUUAUUGGAAUGGGGAGGAUACAGCUUUGUCAAACGUGGCAAGAUCGAUAUAAGGGGUAAAGGCACCAUGUACACGUACUGGUUGACCGGUCGAGAUGAUUUUGAUAUUUUAGGUCUGGACGUAUCGGCCCGGGACCAUAUGGGUAUACAGGAGCAUCGCUAUGCUCACAUGUACGAUCAGAUGUACAAAGGUCGGGUACAGUUCGCCGGGAAAAAUCUCUCAGAAUCUCCAACAAACCUGUGAACUAUACUUUCUGCAUUGCGGUAACAUGCAAAUAGAAUUGGGGUUACUCAUUUUUCCAGGGGUUCUGUCUUCCUAAGAUUCAUAAUUCCGAAAACGAUACAGGGGGUAUCAAUUUUUAACAUUCAGAACGACAUGCAUGUAACCGAAUAAACUAUU
Messenger RNA from Strongylocentrotus purpuratus (purple sea urchin), 1297 nucleotides. RefSeq names its product guanylate cyclase 2G-like. Gene Ontology annotation, biological process: receptor guanylyl cyclase signaling pathway; cGMP biosynthetic process; intracellular signal transduction. The transcript is spliced from 8 exons. Gene Ontology annotation, molecular function: guanylate cyclase activity; peptide receptor activity. The coding region runs from base 41 to 1141 and encodes 366 amino acids. Lineage: Eukaryota; Metazoa; Echinodermata; Echinoidea; Camarodonta; Strongylocentrotidae. The record is from RefSeq and is a predicted model, not a curated record.